Molecule: messenger RNA, 651 nt
Organism: Linum tenue
Lineage: Eukaryota; Viridiplantae; Streptophyta; Magnoliopsida; Malpighiales; Linaceae
Source: the annotation of a GenBank genome assembly
AUGGUUAUGAACAAUUACGAUUGGUGGAAGGAGUUCAAAUUGCUGGAUUUUCUCAAACAGGUAGGGAGAUACGCUAGGGUAGGAACCAUGGUUGCUAAAGAGAGCGUGAAGAAGAGGCUUGAAUCCGAACAAGGAAUGAGCUACACGGAGUUCAGUUACCAGCUAUUACAGGGCUAUGAUUUUCUCUACCUCUUCCAGAACCAUGGAGUGAAUGUUCAUAUUGGAGGCAGUGAUCAGUGGGGGAACAUUACGGCAGGAACUGAUCUCAUUAGGAGAACCCUUCAGCCGAAGGAAGGCGAAGGAGGGUUCGGCUUAACUUUCCCUCUCCUGCUCAAGAGCGACGGGACCAAAUUUGGGAAAUCUGAGGAUGGAGCCAUUUGGUUGUCCUCUGCAAUGCUGUCUCCUUACCAGCACUUGUUCUCAGUUCCUGAUUCCAAUGUGAUCAAGUUUCUCAAGAUGCUGACUUUCCUCGACAUGAAGGUGGUAGAUGAGAUGGAAUUGCAGAUGCAGAGUCCGGGUUACUUGCCAAACACUGCACAGAAGCUGCUUGCAGAAGAGUUGACUCGAUUUGUCCAUGGCGAAGAAGGCCUUCGAGAGGCGAUCAAGGCUGCUGAGGCUUUGAGGCCUGGAGCCGAGACUAAGUUGGAUUGA